Dendroctonus ponderosae (mountain pine beetle) is the source of this 1338-nucleotide messenger RNA. Its product is annotated as protein takeout. The record is from RefSeq and is a predicted model, not a curated record. The coding region runs from base 216 to 989 and encodes 257 amino acids. The transcript has 5 exons. NCBI's taxonomy places the organism in Eukaryota, Metazoa, Arthropoda, Insecta, Coleoptera, Curculionidae.
UCUAUUUGCACGCAAGCAUUCAAAGGUGCAUAACCUAUCUCAAAACCGUGGCUUAGAGAAAGUCUUCAUCGACGUCAGUUCUUGAGCACCAUCCAACAAUCUGUGACCAAACUCUCGUUUUCAUUUUGCAAAGAUACUGCAUGCGGAGUAGUGUAGGUGGCAAUAGCAAAGUUUCCUGAUUUUUUUUUGUUUUUUCUUGUCGGGAAAUUUUGUUAAUGAUGAUUUAUCUCAUUGUAUUUUGUGUUGGAUUUUGGACGGUGAAUGGCGAACAGACGAUUAGUGCAGACAAUCCGCCACCAUACGUUAAACAAUGCUACGAAGGCGAUCCGAAAAUGAUCGACUGUUUCAUAUCCGCUCUUCACCACUUGCAGCCCUAUCUGGCCAAUGGAAUCAAAGAAAUCGAACUUCCCUCAGUGGAACCUUUCCUUAUGGAUGAAUUGUCGUUGUCGUUAACAGGAGGUCCUAAUGGAUACACCAUUUCUUUGAAAGAAAUGAUGAUUUAUGGAGCCAGCAAUUUUUCCAUGUCGAAAUUGAAAUUAUCCGAAAAUGGAAAGCCGUUUGAGGCACAAAUCAACAUUCCAUCCCUAAAAAUAAACGCCCGCUACCAAAGCAGUGGAGUAUUGAUCAUUUUACCUGCUAGUGGAAAUGGAACGUUUUUCGGACAAUUUGAUGAUCUCGACUGUAUGCUAAAAGGAAAAGUGAGUGUCAAUGAGACCAGUGGCGAAAGAUAUUUGCACGUUGAUGCUUUACAUGUCGAUCUCACCGUGAAGAAAAUGCGAAUGAUGGUGAAAAACAUCUUCAAGAACAACCGCAUAUUGACUGAAGCCAUUAAUUUGUUCCUGCGAGAAAAUGGACAGGAAGUGUUCAAAGUAAUGUUGCCUCAACUGAGAAAAAAGCUGGCUGGGCUUUUUAUGAAUAUCUCCAAUAAGUUGCUGGCUCACGUACCUCUAGAUGUUUUUUAUGUGCCUUUGGCCAAACAGACCUCGUAGCUAUUUUUCUCAGAUGUAUCAAGCUUUGACCAAGAGCUUCGAUAAUUUAUUUUUGUACUUUAGUCGGCCACUGAAGCUCUCAAAAUAAUGAUUUGAUCUUUUCUAUGUGAAUGAAGAUUUCGCCAAAACAAUGAAAGGAUCAAUUACAGUAUUGGGCCAAAUCGCUCUCUGUACCUAAAGUAGGUUAUUUUUUAAUGUAUUUGUUUCAAUUUAUUGUUAUGCGGCAGUUAUCCUCUAGAUAAGACUAUUUUUCUAGAAGCACAUGCGUCAGCAGUUGUACUCAUUGAGAGAAAGUUUAUUUUAAAUCAACUGUGUGGUACUUUUUACAAAUAAAUAUGUUUUCAUUAAA